Mycena citricolor is the source of this 1495-nucleotide messenger RNA. NCBI's taxonomy places the organism in Eukaryota, Fungi, Basidiomycota, Agaricomycetes, Agaricales, Mycenaceae. The record is from the annotation of a GenBank genome assembly.
CAUCAAUCAUGAGCUCAUGCGGCGCAUUCACUCUGCUCACAACCAACAUAUACCCCAUUCGAGAUCCAUCCCCUGACAGACAGUAAUGGCGUAUAGACUACCUCUACUGGGUCGGCUUUCCUUUCGUGAAUAUUUCGUUCUGGUGGCCGGCCUACUUUUCGUUGUCCUCGAGGGCUUCAUCCAUAUAAUCAUCCUCUUGCUCCCCAAAUUCGUCAUCAACUUCUGUUACCAACGCUCUCGCUCCCUCUUCCACCGAAUCGCUGGUCCGCCCAAGUCAAAAUCAGCUCAGCGUCUUCUCGCGGAUCGCAUACGAGAAGCCCGUGACUUUGCCGAAUUAUGCUCCAUCUACGGCUACACUCACGAGGAGCACGUUGUGUUAACCAAGGACGGGUACUUGCUGGGGCUGCAUCGACUACCUUCGAAAAAAGGUCAACAAAAGACCAGCCCGGGAACAAGUACAGGAAACCCGGUUGUUUAUCUGCACCAUGGACUUUUGAUGAACAGCGAAGUUUGGAUCUGCUUGACGGAUGAAGAGCGUUCGCUGCCCUUCGUAUUGGUCGAAAGAGGUUUCGACGUUUGGCUGGGCAACAAUAGGCAAUUUGCUCCGGGAAACAAGUACUCGAAAAAGUCAAUACACAAUGGCCCGAAUUCUACCAAAUUUUGGGACUACAGCAUGGAUGACUUUGCGUGGCACGAUAUCCCUGAUUCCAUCAACUAUAUUCUAGACUGCACCAAGGCAAAGACCUUGAGCUACAUAGGUUUCAGUCAGGGCACAGCUCAAGCGUUCGCUGCUUUGAGCAUCCACCCCAAUCUGAAUGAGAAGGUGAACGUCUUCGUCGCAUUGGCUCCAGCUAUGAGUCCUGCCGGUCUCGCCGCGUCGAUCGUGGAUAGUUUGAUGAAGUCCUCGCCAACCCUUCUCUAUCUGUUUUUCGGACGGAAAUCGAUCCUGCCGUCCACCGUAAUGUGGCAAUCCAUUCUCUACCCUCCGAUUUACACCAAAGUCAUCGACACUUCUCUCCGGUGGCUUUUUGCGUGGCGCAGUGACAAUAUCUCUACUCAGCAGAAGCUCGCCGCGUACGCUCACCUCUACUCCUUCGCAUCCGUCAAAUCUGUGGUGCACUGGUUCCAGAUCAUGCGCAACGGGCAGUUCCAGAUGUUCGACGACGAAGUGCAAUCGCCAGUCAUGCGGACUUCUGUGAGCAGCUAUCGACCGGCACGCUUCCCGACGCGAAACAUCGUCACGCCAAUUGUGCUGUGUUACGGCGAUUGUGACAGCCUGGUGGACAUUGACGUCAUGGUUUCCCAGUUGCCUGGUCACACCGUUUGUCGACGAAUGGAGGGCUACGAACAUCUCGACAUUCUCUGGGGAAAAGACAUUGACAUCGACGUCAUUCCGGAGGUCCUAGAUGCGUUGAAGCAGCACUGCGAGAAUCCUGAGAUGCUGCUUGUCAACGGAAGUUCGGUACGCGAGAAGAAAGUGGUCAUGUCAGACUGA